AUGGAAGGGGUUGAGCAACUGGACAACGGCAUCGCCGGUCCCGGCAUGGGGGCGCCCGUGGCCACGGGUCCGCAGCCCGACAGCCCGCGCACGGUGUGGUUCCGCGCGAACCGUGCCAAGCUGGAUGAGAAGGAGGAGGAGGAGAAGAAGGCCAAGGUGGCGAUCGAGGCGAAGGCCAAGGCCUACGUGAAGCAGUUCAAUGAGCAACGCCAGAAGGGCAUACAGGAACGGAAGGCGGCCAACAGGGCUGAAGAGCAGAACACAAAGGAAGUGACAAAGGGUCCGCAGAGCGGCAACACAUGGGAGGGCAUCGUUUCCCUGAUCAACUUUAAUCUGGGAGCUCAACAGAAGGACACUGCAAGGCUUCGAACGAUGUUGUUUCAAGCCCGAGAAAGCAACCUGCCCAUCAAGGAAGCUUAG
This is a messenger RNA of Ostreobium quekettii, 420 nucleotides long. NCBI's taxonomy places the organism in Eukaryota, Viridiplantae, Chlorophyta, Ulvophyceae, Bryopsidales, Ostreobiaceae. The record is from the annotation of a GenBank genome assembly.